Molecule: messenger RNA, 1947 nt
Organism: Neohortaea acidophila
Lineage: Eukaryota; Fungi; Ascomycota; Dothideomycetes; Mycosphaerellales; Teratosphaeriaceae
Exons: 1
Coding region: 1-1947 (648 amino acids)
Biological process (GO): error-prone translesion synthesis
Cellular component (GO): nucleus
Molecular function (GO): damaged DNA binding; DNA-directed DNA polymerase activity
Source: RefSeq, a predicted model, not a curated record
AUGGCCGAAGACGACACCGGCACAAAGGAGGACACCGCCACCCCUCCACGCCCCGCCGAAACGGCAGAGCAGCCUCCAACCAGCACCCAACACAAGACCUUGAAAUACUCCCUGCUCGGCCCCUCCCUGACGAAAUCCGGCCAAGACGGUGUGGACCAGAAGAAAGUCGCCGACAUCAUCUACAACGCCUCCAAAGGCAGCAAAUUCUUCAACAACGAGGAGAGCCGCGACAAAAGCCUGACGGUCAAGAUCGCCCGCAUCCUAGCCAAGAAGCGCGAGCUGGAACGCAUCGAAGCCCAGGGAGGACUCAAGAGCGAGCAGAAGAAGGCGGACGAGUAUAUUGCGGAAUUGGAGUAUGGGCGGGACCUGAGUCAGGCGGUGGUGCACGUCGACUGCGAUGCCUUCUACGCGGCCGUGGAAGAGCUGGACCGGCCGGAGCUGAAGGACCUCCCGUUCGCGGUUGGUAUAGGCGUGCUCACGACGUGCAACUAUGCAGCCCGCAAGUUCGGGUGUCGCAGUGGAAUGGCGGGGUUCGUGGCGGACAAAUUGUGUCCGCAGCUCAUCCACCUCCCGCUGAACUUCGACAAAUACACGGCGAAGGCGAAGGAGGUGCGCGCUGUGCUGGAGCAAUACGAUCCGCGCUUCGAAUCGGCGAGUAUUGACGAGGCGUACUUGAAUAUUACAAAGUACUGCGAGGAGCACGACAUGCAGCCCGAGGAUGCGGUGGCGCAGAUGCGCGAGCAGGUGUUUCGGGAGUGCAGCAUUACCAUUUCCGCGGGCAUUGCGGCGAACGCGAAGCUCGCGAAGAUCUGCAGCAAUAAGAACAAGCCGAACGGGCAGUUCAGACUCGCCGCCGACCGCGCGGGCGUGCUGGCUUUCAUGCGAGAUUUGCCCACGCGGAAAGUGAACGGGAUAGGACGGGUGUUUGAGCGCGAGCUCGACGCCAUUGGCAUCAAGACGUGCGGCGACAUCUACCCACAACGCCACUACCUCAGCCGCCUAUUCGGCGAGAAGGCAUUCCAAUUCCUCAUGAGCGUCUACCUAGGCCUCGGACGCACCGACAUCCGCCCAGCAGAGGAAUUCGAGCGCAAGAGCGUCGGCACGGAAAGCACCUUCCACGACAUGAGCGAUCCCAAAGAGCUGCGCGACAAACUACGCCGAACGGCCGACGAGCUGGAAAAGGAUCUGCAACGGACGGAGUUCAAAGGGCGCACGCUGGUGUUGAAGAUCAAGCUGCAUACGUACGAGGUGUUUACGCGGCAGGUGCAGCCGCCGAAAGCCGUGUUUACCGCCGACGACUUGUAUCACUUCGCUUUGCCCAUGCUUGCGAAGCUGGAGAAGGAAAUGCCGGGGAUGAAGCUGCGGUUGAUGGGGCUGAGAUGCACGCAUUUGGUCAGCGUGAAGAAGGGGGAGGUGGACUUUUUCGGCCGCGCGAGACAGCCGGCACGCCGAGCUGGAUCGGAGGAGGGAGGGAGCAGUAAGGUAGAUGUGGACGAGCACGGCUGGCAGGUCUGGCCGGACGAAGAAUUCGAAGACGCAGCACGACAAGAGCGGCAAGAGGAAGCGGAGGAACUGGAGCGGCUGUCACAAGAAAUGCAGAAUCAAGAUCAAGACGGCACGACGGCGGACUAUCGACGGUAUGCGAACGGCUUCGCUUGGCGCUCAUACCUGGAGGAGGAGCAACAGCAGAAGCAGCAAGCACCCACGCCCGAACAAUGGACAUGUCCCAUCUGCUCCAUCCCCCAGGGCGCGGACGAGCGAGCAUUCAACGCGCACAUUGACGGCUGCUUGUCACGGCAGACGAUCAAGGAGAUUGUCAAGACUGCGGAUGAGAGUGGGGAGGCUGCGAAGCGAGUGCUCACUCCGAUGCCAGCGAAUACGGCGAAGAGGAAACGCGGGCGGCCGUCUGAGACGGAGAAACGCGCGAAGAAGGCGUUCUUUGCCUAG